Molecule: messenger RNA, 2911 nt
Organism: Helianthus annuus (common sunflower)
Lineage: Eukaryota; Viridiplantae; Streptophyta; Magnoliopsida; Asterales; Asteraceae
Product: septin and tuftelin-interacting protein 1 homolog 1
Exons: 2
Coding region: 199-2745 (848 amino acids)
Biological process (GO): spliceosomal complex disassembly
Cellular component (GO): U2-type post-mRNA release spliceosomal complex
Molecular function (GO): nucleic acid binding
Source: RefSeq, a predicted model, not a curated record
UGGCUUAACUUAACCUAGGUCGGUUUGGCCUUUGGGGGCUGAAUAUUGUCAAUCAUCUCAACGGUUUAUAUUAAACUCCAACACGACGCUUUGCUCCGACCACCGUCUGCCACCGUUGAUUGAUAUCAUCUUCAUCGUCAACUUUCUCAUCUGUAAUCACCCCAUCGUGUAAGAUCAAGGUUUGUAUACCAAGGAACCAUGGAUGAAGACCAAGAAAUGGAGAGAUUUGGGAUGGAUAAUGAUUAUGAAGACGGUAAAUGGAUUGGUGGGGAAUUUUAUUACGGAAAACGCAAAGAAAAACGCCACCAAACCAAAGAUGAUGUGCUCUACGGUAUCUUUGCUGACAGUGACAGCGACUCAGAAGGUGGGUCCCGCAAGAAUAAACGAAGAAAAGACUUUUCCAAAAAACAAGAUUUAACCAAGCCAAUGAAUUUCGUAUCUAAAGGCGUUGUGAUGCCAACCGAAGAAAUCAAUCAGAACUUGAAAGAACAGAAUGAGAAAGAUGAUCAAGUCGAUGAAGACGACGGGAGCAUGCCUGGUUUAGGUUUCGGUGCCUCGGGUUCAGCCCAUUCUGGUCUCGGCCUUGGUUUCGGGUCAAAGAAUGUCAGCAGUGCUAAAGACGAAGUCAACGAUACCAGCAAUGACUUUCUUCCUACUGCAUUUGGUAAACAGUUCAAGGAGCGUGUACUUCAAAGGCGCGAGGAAAUGGAGAAAACCAAAUUAAACAAGAAUUCAUCUCGAGCUCGGUCAGAAAAGAGAGACGCAAAAACCGAUGGAAAUAUAGGCGGUUUCGAGAAUCACACAAAAGGGAUCGGGGCAAAAUUACUUGAAAAAAUGGGGUACAAAGGAGGUGGGCUCGGGAAAAACGCGCAAGGUAUCGUUGCUCCGAUUGAAGCAAAAUUGCGUCCGAAAAACAUGGGAAUGGGGUAUAACGAAUAUAAAGAAGCGGUUAACUUGCCUAUAUUACAAGAAUCGGUAGAUCAGAAUAAGGGUUUACCUCAUCCUGUUUCUGAAAGUCAACCGAAAGAGAAGAUGUGGUUAAAGCAAGGUCGGUUAAAGAAGAAGAAGAAAGAUUACGUAACCGCGGAGGAAUUGCUGGUUAAGAAACAAGAACAGGGGUUGGAUGUGGUGCAAAAAGUGUUCGAUAUGCGGGGCCCGCAAGUUCGGGUGUUGACAAAUUUGGAGAAUUUGAAUGCUGAAGAGAUAUCACGGGAGAAAGACGUCCCAAUGCCCGAACUCCAACAUAAUGUAAGAUUAAUUCUUGAUUUGGCUGAGCUGGAUAUUCAAAAAAUCGAUCAGGAUUUGAGGAACGAACGAGAGACGGUUGUCACUUUGCAAAAAGAAAAGGAACAAUUAAAAACGGAUGCUAGCCGACAGAAAAAACAACUCGAUAGCAUGGAAGAGAUUGUUAAUGUGGUGGAACGUUUAGGUGACGAGAGUCAAACGGGUACGUUGACUUUAGACUCACUUGCUAAAUCAUUUGGGAAUUUACAAAAACGGUUUCCCGAUGAGUACAAACUCGGUAGUUUAUCUACAAUUGCAUGUUCUUUUGCUUUGCCUUUGUUCUUUAGAGAAUUUCAAGGGUGGGACCCACUAAUACACCCGGAAAGCCAUCUAAAUGUUGUGUCAGUUUGGAAAGAUCUGUUACAAGGAGAUGAGAUAUUCGAUUCGCCAUACACUCAGCUUUUUAUGGAAGUCGUUUUUCCAGCUUUAAGAAUAUCGAGCACAAACACAUGGCAAGCACGGGACCCAGAACCGCUGCUAAAGUUUCUUGAUUCAUGGGAAAAAUUAAUGCCACAUCAGGCUCUUCAAACAAUACUUGAUAACAUCGUUAUGCCGAAACUAUCGGCUGCUGUCAACUCAUGGGACCCGCUUCAUGAACAUAUUGCCAUACAUAAAUGGGUUCAUCCUUGGCUACCUUUAUUAGGGCAAAAACUCGAAACCUUUUAUCCUACCAUAAGAAACCGAUUAGAAAGCGUUCUUCAUGUUUGGCACCCGAGCGACGUGUCAGCUUACACGAUUUUAUCACCGUGGAAACCGGUUUUCGAUCCGGUAAGCUGGGAACAAAUAAUGGUCCGGUUUAUUAUUCCGAAACUAUUGGCGGUUAUGCAUGAAUUUCAAGUCAACCCAGCUGAACAGAAGCUUGAGCAGUUUUAUUGGGUUUUGAACUGGGCCGGUGUCAUUCCAGUUCAUCAUAUGCUUCAUAUAAUGGAUGUGUUUUUCAACAAAUGGCAAGAGGUUUUAUACCAAUGGUUAUGCUCAAAACCUGAUUUUCAAGAGGUUUAUAAUUGGUUCUUGGGUUGGAGGAAUCUUAUCCCGGCUGAGCUGGCAUCCAAUGAACAUAUACGGGCCCGGUUGCAUGCGGGUCUAGACAUGAUGAACCAGGCAGCUGAAGGGUUGGAUGUGGUUCAACCGGGUCUGAGAGAAAACAUUAGCUACUUGAAGGCGCGUGAACAGAGACAGUUUCAGGCGACUGCUGCACAAGCUGCAAGGGUUGAUGACGUGGGCAUUGAUUUGAGUUUGAAAGAAGUUAUUGAAGUUCAUGCACAAGAGAAUAAUCUGUUGUUUAAGCCGAAACCUGGGAGAAUGCAAGACGGACAUCAAGUAUAUGGGUUCGGGAACAUUAGCAUAAUCAUAGAUUCUCUUAAUCAGAAGGUGUAUGCUCAAACAGAAGAUAGAUGGUCUCUUGUAUCGCUCGAGCAGUUAGUGAAGCUGGAGAAGGGUUAUGUGAUGAGAAGACGCUGAAUUUUGCAGAUUUAGAAGUAAUCAUGAAAUGACAUUUGUCUGUCUUGUUGCUUUGUAGUCUACUUGUUAUGGAAUUUAUGCUCUCUCUUCUUUGAAAUUUUUGUUUAACAAGUCUUUUAACGUUUUUACCAAACUAUUUAUACUGAACUUGGUUUUAAAGAGUUAA